AUGGCACCCAUAAGUUAUAUAACAAGAACACAAUCAUUCUCGGCAGCUCAUAGAUUGCACUCUAAGCAACUAUCUAAUGAGGAAAACCAGCUACUGUAUGGAAAGUGUAAUCACCAUAAUUUCCAUGGUCAUAACUAUAAAGUCGAAAUCACCCUAAGAGGAGAAGUUAAUCCAAUAACAGGCAUGGUAAUGAAUUUAGUUGAUCUAAAAGAAUGUAUCAAGCUGGCUAUUAUGGACCCACUCGACCAUAAGAAUUUGGAUUUGGAUGUCGAAUUCUUUCAUAAAAGACCUAGUACAGCCGAAAACCUGGCGAUAUUCAUUUGGUGGAAUUUUCAGUAUCAUUUUCUAAAAAAUGAUGCAUGGAGAUCAAGUUCAGCCAAAUUAUACAAGGUGAAGUUGUAUGAAACAGAGCAUAAUGUCAUAGAAUAUAUGGGAGAAGGAGAUUUAGACGGCGAGGCGCAGCUAGAUGUCACUGCCAUAAAGCUAAGUGGAAUUGGCAUUAACAGUGAAGACCCUUGGUCUUUGAAAAUAUAA
Rhizopus microsporus ATCC 52813 is the source of this 534-nucleotide messenger RNA. Its product is annotated as PTPS-domain-containing protein. The transcript has 3 exons. Lineage: Eukaryota; Fungi; Mucoromycota; Mucoromycetes; Mucorales; Rhizopodaceae. Gene Ontology annotation, cellular component: mitochondrion. Gene Ontology annotation, biological process: tetrahydrobiopterin biosynthetic process. Gene Ontology annotation, molecular function: 6-pyruvoyltetrahydropterin synthase activity. Bases 1 to 534 code for a protein of 177 amino acids. The record is from RefSeq and is a predicted model, not a curated record.